This is a messenger RNA of Letharia columbiana, 747 nucleotides long. RefSeq lists its product as uncharacterized. Lineage: Eukaryota; Fungi; Ascomycota; Lecanoromycetes; Lecanorales; Parmeliaceae. Bases 1 to 747 code for a protein of 248 amino acids. The record is from RefSeq and is a predicted model, not a curated record. Gene Ontology annotation, cellular component: mitochondrion. The transcript has a single exon.
AUGCCACCGCUACAGCUUCGUCCUCCCCACCUCCGCCCCUACCGACUCUUCCACCUCUCCGCCCGCCUACGCCUCCGCGAACCCCCCUCCCACUCCUCCCAAGCACCACCCGAAGACGACUACUACUCCCUCCUCCUCUCCCAGCCUAUGCCAACCCCAGCAAAAAAGACCAUCAACCCAGCCCGCGCACCCAAAUCUUCCAGCCCCACAUCUUCCCCCGCCACACCCCCACCCUCUGCCGCAUCUACCGUGCAAUCCACACCGGCUUCCAUCCAAGGCAGCGACAAGGGCCCCGACAACAGAGUCUUCUUCUCCACGCCGCUGGCGGGACCGAGUGCCAGGAUGCGCGGGCUGGCCAGAGGAGAGAAGGGACUGGCCCGUCCGCCGGAGCCGGAUAAUUGCUGCAUGAGCGGAUGUGUGAAUUGCGUCUGGGAUGCCUAUAGGGAAGAGGUGGAAGAGUGGGCUGCGGCGAGGAGGAGAAAGGAUAGGGAACAGCAGAGGCAUGCUACGAGUGGGCGGAGGAGGGUGGGGAGUGGGGAGGAAGGGAGGGUUAAAGGGAUGGGUGUGGGUGAUGGUGUGGAUGAGGGAGGGGUGGGGGAUUCGGAUGAGGUUGGGGGAUUCAGGGGCUUGGAUCUGGACGGGGACGAUGAAGGGGCGUUGUUUGAGGGGGUGCCGGUGGGGAUUCGGGAGUUUAUGAAUACGGAGAAGAGGUUGAGGGAUAGGAGGGCCGCGGAGCAUGCAGGUUGA